Molecule: messenger RNA, 1448 nt
Organism: Dentiscutata heterogama
Lineage: Eukaryota; Fungi; Glomeromycota; Glomeromycetes; Diversisporales; Gigasporaceae
Source: the annotation of a GenBank genome assembly
GCGAUAAAAAUUACAUGCCUCUUCAUCCUACUCUUUUUCAGAUUGCAAUUUGUGCAAAGCUACGGAAAAAUUUUUUCUUAAAACACGUUCUAGCUGUUAAAAAUUGGCAAACAAAACUCUCCACAUCGAGUCGUAUUAGAUCCCUUGAAAAGUUAGGAAAAAUGGAUAAUGAAUUUAAUGUGAUUACAGAAGGAAAAGCCAGCAUUCUUUUCCCGAAAGAUAACAAAGUAUUCUACAAUAAUGUUCAACAAUUUAAUCGUGAUAUAUCUAUCGCAGCUAUUAAAAUCUGGAGUGAGAUCAUCUCAGAGGAAAAACAGAAAAAGGCGCAGCAAAAGAAGGAAUCAGAUAUAAAAACUCAAUGUAAUAGGUACACUUUAAUUUCGACAUUUCUUUCAAAUCUCUCCGUAAUAACUGUUUCAAUAGUCCAUUUACUAAACACCUACCGUUAUAUAAGACAGCCAUCAAAGACAUAUACUUUCACUAUUUUAGAAGCAUUGGCAGCUAGUGGAUUACGGUCAAUUCGUUAUGCAAAGGAAAUCCCAAAUGUUAAAUACAUAGUUGCUAACGAUUUAGAUCUUGACGCCGUGAAUUUGAUUAAUAAAAAUGUGGAGUAUAAUGAAUUAAGCAAAGACUUUGUUAGAGCGAAUCAGGGCGAUGCUUGCUCUGUAUUGUAUCAACAUCGAAGUUUUCCUGAUCGAUUUGAUGUUAUUGAUCUUGAUCCAUAUGGAACAGCAGCACCAUUCAUAGAUGGUGCUGUGCAAGCUGUAGAGGAAGGAGGCCUUCUUUGUAUUACUUGUACCGAUUUGGCCAACCUUACUGGUUCAAAUUACCCUGAAAAAUGUUAUGCAAAUUACGGUUCAAUCCCUGUAAAGGGAGAAUUCUGUCACGAAAUGGCACUCCGCAUUCUCCUUCACACACUUUCAACAUCUGCUGCUAAAUAUCGUCGCCGUAUCAUCCCAUUGUUAAGUUGCAGCAUUGACUUUUAUAUUCGUAUUUUCAUUCGAGUUGUCACAUCACCUGUUGAACCACUUGCAAAAUUAACAGGAAAAAAUACAUAUGUACCGAUGGCAGGGCCAAUUGUGAAUAAUAGUUGUGAACAUUGUGAAAAUAAGUUCCAUGUAGGUGGUCCGAUAUGGACGCAUUCUAUUCAUGAUAAACAAUUUGUUCAUAGAAUGUUAGAGCAUGUCAAAGAGUCAAGCAAAGAUACAUAUCAAACACAUUCAAGAAUGUUGGGAAUGUUGUCUGUUAUCAUGGAGGAAUUAGAUAUUCCUCUUUUUCACAGUCUUUCCGCUCUUGCCGGUACACUUCAUUGCACAAGCCCACCGUUAAAAACGUUUUGUUCUGCCAUCUUGAACGAAGGUUACAAGGUUUCGGUAUCGCAUGCAAUGCCAGGAUCAGUGAAAACAGAUGCACCUAUGAGCGUAAUCUGGGACAUAUUUCGGUCAUGG